GACUUCUUUUCCAUCAAUUGCAUCAACUUGCAACUUGACCGUCGUCUGCCGCUGUAGUGCUUCCAUUGCAUCUUCAUCCGUCCGAAUCGAUUGCAUCUUCACCAAUAGCAUGGCGACUGCUUAUUACGAAUUCUACCGUGGAUCUUCCAUCGGGAUGGCGUUGACAGACUCACUGGAUGAGCUGAUUACAAGCGGAGCGAUAACACCUCAGCUGGCUAUGAAGGUUCUACAACAGUUCGACAAGUCGCUUGCGGAUACGAUGGUGAAGCAGGUCAAGGUGAAGACGUCCUUGAAGGGUCACCUACAUACAUACCGGUUGUGCGAUGAUGUCUGGACGUUCAUCGUGAAGGAUCCGUCGUUCAAGAUGGAGGGGAGCGAGAUUGUUAGUGCUCCGAGGAUAAAGAUUAUUGCUUGUAAGAAUGGGGAGGCGAUAGAGGCGGGGAAGAAGCAAUAAGUUUAAAGGUUGUGUUGUAUGAUGAUGGACUCUUUUUUUUUUUUUCCGCUUUCGUUGUUGCUAUCAUCGUGUAAUUCGUAUACUGCUUUCCGUUUACUGGGCUAUGUGGGAUUUGACUGCAACGUCCGGAUUGAAAUUCAGUGAUCAAAUGACGUUGGUUGACAAAGAUGGCCAUGAACGCUCUUU
This is a messenger RNA of Desarmillaria tabescens, 640 nucleotides long. RefSeq names its product transcription initiation factor IIA, gamma subunit, helical domain-containing protein. Gene Ontology annotation, biological process: RNA polymerase II preinitiation complex assembly; transcription initiation at RNA polymerase II promoter. Gene Ontology annotation, cellular component: transcription factor TFIIA complex. The coding region runs from base 110 to 454 and encodes 114 amino acids. NCBI's taxonomy places the organism in Eukaryota, Fungi, Basidiomycota, Agaricomycetes, Agaricales, Physalacriaceae. The record is from RefSeq and is a predicted model, not a curated record. The transcript has 4 exons. Gene Ontology annotation, molecular function: RNA polymerase II general transcription initiation factor activity; TBP-class protein binding.